Molecule: messenger RNA, 573 nt
Organism: Vicia faba (fava bean)
Lineage: Eukaryota; Viridiplantae; Streptophyta; Magnoliopsida; Fabales; Fabaceae
Source: the annotation of a GenBank genome assembly
AUGCCAAGUCCCAAGAACCAUAGGAAGGGAAGGAUAGAUAAACGAUCUACGUCUUUUCACGGUGACAACGACAACGCCAUGCCUACUGCCACAAUCCGCCGUCCGAAAACCGUUCCCGAUCUCAUAUCUUACCGGAACAGCAUGAUUCCGGUAUCGGAAGGUCUUCCUAGACAUCCUCCGAAGCUUCUCCUUAAGGUUACGGUUCUCGGAAGCCUUGGUCCUGUUCAGAUGCUUUUAAAGCCGGAAUCAACCGUCGGCGAUCUCGUGGACGCGGCGGUUCGGCAGUAUGUUAAGGAAGGUCGCCGUCCGAUUUUACCUUCAAAUGUUGCCUCCGAUUUCGACCUUCACUAUUCACAGUUUAGUUUAGAAAGUUUAUGUAGGGAGGAGAAGCUAGUCAAACUGGGAUCUAGAAACUUCUUUAUGUGUCCGAGAAACACUCCUCAUGCAGCGGAGGGUAUUUCUGGAAAUAAAAAAGAUGGUGGCGUUCCGGCGACAUCGUGUUGCAAAGAGGUUGAUAUUGGUGGUGGUGGAGGUGGUUUUGGUUGGUUCAAACUUUUGCAUUUCAGGCUGUAA